AUUACUUUCAGUUUCUGCUUAGUCUGGCUGUGGAUCGUUUGCAAGAAGCAUUGACGCCACUACUGUUACACCUGUGGAAUCAUCCCAGUAAAUACCGUAGACAAAAACCAUUCCCAUCAUCAUAGGAUACCGAAAGAUAUAGGAUUUUUUGUUCCAGCCUCUGAACUGAACUCUUCUUUCAGUUGAUGAGAAGAAGGUGAAAUUGCAGUUUUAAUUGUUGUUUUUUGUUCUUCUCCUGUGUCCGUGCAAGUUAAACCCGGAUUUGCUAUUUUUAUUGUAAAAAUUUAUCUCGCAAAAUCCCAGAGGAGGAGGAGGAAGGAAGGGAAGUGACAUUUACUUUAGGUUAGAAAUAGCGAGUGCAAGAAAAAAAGCUCCUUUUUGGUGACUGCAUUUCAUUACCACGGAGGACGUUACAAGUUGGACACAGGGGCAAAAACGGUUGAGGAGAAUUGAGCCCAAGGUUUGGACUCCGCUCAAGGGAAGAUGCUCUAAAAUAAAACGUCUCGAGUUAAAUUGUGGGAACAUUUAUUUUCAGAAAUCCUGAAUGUGCUAUUAAAAUUAAGGAACUAUUUAAAGUGCAUAUUUUGUGCCACGUUUUCCCGUUUUUAUUGCGACUAUGUGACUCAGUUUUGACCCUUGUGUGUUCCUAAUUCAACAUGGAGAACGGGGAAACCGCUCCGAUGACCAACAUUCGUCCAGAAAUUCGGCAAUACCUCGUCCUCCUUCAGGACUCUCUGGCCAUAAAAUUUGUCCCAAUUCACGACGACAAGAACAACCAAGGACAAGAACAUCACGACGAGGAAGAAGGAGACGAUGAUCAUCAUCACUCGGCAGGAAGAGCAGACAAACUUACAAAUCCGGCCAAGGAUCGGAAGGUCACCAAAUUUAUGCCGGAACAAGAACAUGCACUUCCGCAGGAUUCAAGCCUCAAAGGAAUAUUUUUGUUUAAGGAAUUUGUCCACGCCAAUUCUGCCUGUAUCUGGAACCCGGAAGUCACUCAUGCCAUCACAUCCCUCGAGUAUAAAGGAACUAUUUUACCCUCCACAAUUUUAGUCGGUGGUUUGACCAGUAUCACGGACAAGGACGAUUCUUCCGAUGCCACCCCCAUCCCCGAUGACACCACCACCACAAACAAUUGCAUCAUAAUCGUCAAGUUGGCAUGGGCUAGAAAAAUUUUGAAAAGUCCACCCGGAUUUAGAAUCGAGUUUGUCGGCGAAAUUGAAGAACUUCUCGCCGAUCCGGUCGAACCGAGCAACUUUAUUCCAUUGUCAGACUCGAUAUGUUGGGCCAUUCACGAACUUACGGGUGCAGGUCGAGAAGCCUUCGUAGACGGGAUUUUAGAAGAGUUGGGAAGUUCAUUUCCUGACACGGUGCUUCCACCAAAAGAGCUUUUAUACCAGGUCUUGGAGAGACUCACGAAAUCGAAGAAAGUUUACCAGACGGAGCACGGGUACUUCAUCACGGGAGGAACGGCGAGCAGUAAAAUGCAGGAAAAUCAAGGAGAUGACGAGGACGAUGAAAUUUAUCGGAAAGCGGACGAUGCUGCUUUAGGUGCCAUAAGUUGUAGUAGUAAUAAGUCUUCGCUAAGGAGAUGCAGUUCGUUACGAGAUUCGAUCAAGAAAUAUGAAAGGGCAACGACAGGAUGUCUUCCCCGAAGAACGUUUUCUUUAGGGGGGAAAUUAAAGGGGAAGAACAAAGCGGCAACGCUGCUUGGUGGGAAAGUACUGCAGAAAGGAGACAAAUUACCAGGGGGAGAAUUGACAACGACCAAUUCGUCAGAAAAUAUGAAGGAGUUGACGUUAAGCAAGGAAUCUCUCGUGCUGGACAGGCGACGAAAGCAUAAAUCUUUCCUGAAAAACUUGCUAACUUUUCGGCGUACUCCAUCAUCGCCGAAAGGAGGUACAAAAUUUGCUGGUAACAAGCACGCCAAGAAAACAAGAAGCCACAAGUCGAGUGACGAAUAUCUCGUACACUUUUCUACAAAAGAGAUUUCCACACAAACGUCGAAUUCUAUUGAGAAUUUGGGAGAAAGUUUGCGCCUCUUGUCCGUCUCGACGUCACACGACAGUGGACAUGAGGAAAGGAGCAGCAAUUCGUCGUCGUCAAUGGGACCCCAAACGCCAAGUCCGAAGUUGGGGAAGGGAGAACUUGACUCGGAUUCGGGGAGGUACACGGAAUCUUCCGAGCAUGACGGAAAAGAGCACUGCAUCACGUCUUCAACCCCUUCAACGAUGACAUCGCCAUCCUGCUCGUCUUCGAACAAGGAUGAAGACGACUUAGAACUUCGUCGCCUCUUGUCCCCCACGCCGACACCGUCUUCGUCCUCCUCCGCGGCCGCUUACCUCUACAACAACCCUUAUCGACGCAGAUAUCUUGGCUACCAGCAUCACACUCCCCUCUUGUUGUCGCCCCACUCUCCCAGCAAGUCAAGCACACUGCCCCCACUGUCGAGUCGGGCAUCCUCAGCCAUGUCGAGUACGUCGUCUUGUCUCAAAUAUCCGGCCAGGUCGUGGGACAAAAAGGUGAUUUACGAUCGGAUGCUGCAUUCCGCCAAAAUAGGAACACUUCCCCCCACGAGGAAAUUUGGGACAGGGUUAACUUCAUCAACAACGAGCAGUUACAGCGAUGCAAGUCCAAAACCUGUCACCGUCGUGACAAGGACGACACCAACGAUAACGCCAACCACGUCAUCAUCAUCAUCGUCCAACGUGCAGGUCGAAGUGCUGCUCCCACUGGGCAAAUUGAUCAACCAAGUUCUCACUGAUUUUGUAGACGACUCAAAAACCGAAAAGACGAAAUCUUCGGCUGAGACCCCAACAUCGGGAAAGAUGGAAAACACUUCCACAAAUUCCACCACUUCACAGGGAUCGUCCCACAUAAAUAACUUGUUUACGUUCAAAAGCUCCGUGUCGAGUAAUACGACGACGCCCCUGUGCAAGUCGGAAGUCGAGGUGGACGUGCACUUUACUGCGACUGGGAGACCGCAACAAGGAAGCCUCUUCUUCCCCAAGGGUGGAAAUUCGGCAUCGAAUAUCAACAAGUCCUCGAAGGGAGGAAGUAGCAGUAGUAUUAACAUUAAUUCGUGUAAUUCGGGUGUGGAACGGAUAUCCUUCAUCAAACCACCCGUCCUCGGAUUGGGUGAGUGCCGAGAGAGUGAAAUCAUGUAAAGGGAACAUGUAACAUUAAUUAAUUAUAUAUUUAAAUAUCUGCCAAAUAAUAAAUACGCGAGCUUUUACUAAUAAUUAUGCGACAAAGAGACAUUUACUGUAGAAUCACGACAAAUAUAUGGAUUCCACAACUGCUUAACAAUUAGUAUGCGUUAAACACUAUUAAUUUGUCCGUCUUUUUCUGUUCGAUGGUGCAUAUGUACUCGUAAUGUACCUGUAAUUGAACUUUUCUCUGCUUUUCUUCACUAAUCAUACCUUAAUUAUUUUUAGCUUAACACUGCAAAGUUAAUUGUGUGUAAGUCUUACAUUUUGUGUGCAGGUGGUCAUUUUAGCAUUAAGUUUGCCAUAAUAGUUUUAGAGAAAUUUAUGAUUUGUUCAUCGUUAAGUUUUCGAUGAGUUUAUAUACCUUUUAAUAAUUAUUAAAUAGUACAAUUGUUAUCUGCAGAGCUACGAUAUUUUAGUAAACCUUUAUAUUUUUCGACUUUGUGGAGGUUUUGACGAAUAUGCAUGAAAUAACUGCAUUGUGUACCGAAUGGUUGUUGCGUUACCCAUGAAUGAAUUUAGAGAAACAUAAAUUACGUAAAUUUAGUUGAAUCACUUUAUUAUCAUUAUUCUUUCAAUCGCUAAAAUUGAUAAUUUACCCUUCUUCCCACCCUCGCCAACCGGACCUCUGCUCCAAAAGGUUUAUAAGUUUACUAAUAAAUAUGUCACUAUAAUUAAUAAUCGUUAGCACCAAUAAUUAACAUGUUCACAUUUUCAGAGAAACUUACAAUAAAAAAUGAAAAAUCUUAAACUUA
Molecule: messenger RNA, 3964 nt
Organism: Folsomia candida
Lineage: Eukaryota; Metazoa; Arthropoda; Collembola; Entomobryomorpha; Isotomidae
Product: rho GTPase-activating protein gacF
Exons: 9
Coding region: 657-3167 (836 amino acids)
Biological process (GO): positive regulation of transcription by RNA polymerase II
Cellular component (GO): cytoplasm; nucleus
Molecular function (GO): DNA-binding transcription activator activity, RNA polymerase II-specific; RNA polymerase II transcription regulatory region sequence-specific DNA binding
Source: RefSeq, a predicted model, not a curated record